AUGAGUGAAAACGCCAAGCACCCCGUUGAAAUUGUGGACCUAGUCCCGCUGACUGAGCAGUCACCGUACAUGAAGCCACUUCGGUUGCACUACAAACAGAAUGGCAAACAGCUGACAUGGGACUGCAUCAAAACGCAUGACAGUGUGGCCAUCCUGAUCUUCAACUCAUCCCGAAAUGUGCUCGUCUUUGUGCGUCAAUUCCGUCCACCUGUCAUGCUGUCGGCCCUGUUCAACAGCAUGGACUCUAACAUGACCAACAUUAAGGAGAAGUUUGAAGAGAACGCCGCCAGUAUGAAUCCAAAUCUGGGCUUCACACUGGAGCUGUGCGCGGGCAUCAUCGACAAAGAAGGUCUCACUCCGACAGAGAUCGCCAGAGAGGAGGUCAUCGAGGAGACCGGCUACUCGCCCCCACUGGAGGCACUGCAUCUGAUCACGACCUGCCGAACUGGCGUCGGCUCAUCGGGCUCGUUACAGUACAUUUACUACUGCGAAGUAAAUGAUUCAAUGCGAGUCAGUCAGGGCGGUGGAAUUGACGACGAGUCCAUUGACGUGGUUGAGUUCUCCAUUGAAGAAAGUCGAAAGCAGAUCUACCAGUGCGACAAAAGUGCCGGCAUAGGGCGAACUCCUGGAUUUCGCUUGGCCAUCAGCUGGUUCAUUUACGAAAAGCUUCCUUCGCUGCAAUUGAACAAGUGA
This is a messenger RNA of Rhagoletis zephyria (snowberry fruit fly), 693 nucleotides long. The record is from RefSeq and is a predicted model, not a curated record. Lineage: Eukaryota; Metazoa; Arthropoda; Insecta; Diptera; Tephritidae.